CCCCGUCCCCGUCCUCGGGGCCUUCUAUAUGGGCCACCUUCUCUCGAAAGAACCGCGUAACCGCCCGAGCCAGAAGAGGCCUCGCUGUUGCAGCUGGUGCCGCCGCCGCCGCCCUCUCCUCAGACUGCCCCGCCGGCCCCCGGCCAAGGCGCCCCCUCAGGCGGCGGCGCCCCGGAGCCGGGACUGCUUCUUCCGCGGGCCCUGCAUGCUCUGCUUCAUCGUGCACAGCCCCGGCGCGCCCGCCCCCGCCGGCCCAGAGGAGGAGCCGCCGCUUUCGCCGCCGCCGCGGGACGGGGCCUACGCCGCCACCGCCUCCUCGCAGCACCUGGCGCAGCGCUACGCGGCCCUGGCCGCCGAGGAUUGCGCCGCUGCCGCCCGCCACUUCCUACUGUCCUCGGCCGCCGCCGCCGCCGCUGCCGCUGCUUCGGCCUCGUCGCCCGCCUCCUGCUGCAAAGAGCUGGGGCUGGCCGCGGCCGCCGCCUGGGAGCAGCAGGGCCGGAGCCUCUUCCUGGCCAGCGUGGGGCCCGUGCGCUUCCUGGGGCCGCCCGUCGCCGUGCAACUCUUCCGGGGGCCGUCGCCGCCGCCGCCGCCGCCGCCACCGCCACCGCCGGCCGAGGCCCCCACGCCCCCCGAGAUGGUGUGCAAGCGGAAGGGGGCCGGGGUGCCCGCCUGCACCCCCUGCAAGCAGCCCCGCUGCGGCGGCGGGGGCUGCGGCGGCGGCGGCGGGGGAGGGCCUGCGGGGGGAGGUGCCUCGCCGCCGAGGCCCCCAGACGCCGGCUGCUGCCAGGGCCCGGAGCAGCCCCCACAGACGCUCUGUCCUGGGCCCUCCUCCCCCACUUCUGAAGGUGUCACUACAGAGGCGGUCGGGGGCGCUGUCCGAGCGGGAGGCGGCGCUCCCUUGCCAGCCCAGAAGCAGCACGAAUGUGGCGACGCGGACUGUCAGGAGCCCCGCGAAGUCCCCUGCGACUGUUACAAGGAGCCACCCCCGGAAACCCCAGACAUCAAUCAGCUGCCGCCGUCCAUCCUGCUCAAGAUAUUUUCCAAUUUGUCCCUGGAUGAGCGUUGCCUUUCCGCAUCAUUGGUUUGCAAGUACUGGCGUGAUCUUUGUUUAGAUUUCCAGUUUUGGAAGCAGCUGGAUCUUAGUAGUCGUCAGCAGGUCACUGAUGAAUUAUUGGAAAAAAUUGCAUCAAGAAGUCAAAAUAUAAUUGAAAUAAACAUUUCUGAUUGUCGCAGCAUGUCUGACACUGGCGUGUGUGUUUUAGCAUUUAAGUGUCCUGGACUUCUUAGGUAUACAGCCUACAGGUGUAAGCAGCUUUCUGACACCUCUAUUAUUGCGGUUGCCUCUCAUUGUCCUUUACUUCAGAAAGUGCAUGUAGGCAACCAGGACAAACUUACUGAUGAAGGACUCAAGCAGCUGGGCUCAAAAUGCAGAGAACUCAAAGAUGUUCAUUUCGGCCAGUGUUACAAGAUCUCAGAUGAAGGCAUGAUCGUCAUAGCUAAGGGGUGUCUGAAAUUACAAAGAAUAUACAUGCAGGAAAACAAAUUAGUGACAGAUCAAUCAGUGAAAGCCUUUGCUGAGCACUGUCCUGAACUUCAGUACGUUGGCUUCAUGGGUUGUUCAGUCACUUCUAAAGGAGUUAUCCACCUAACCAAGCUAAGAAACCUUUCCAGCUUGGACCUGCGUCAUAUCACUGAACUGGAUAAUGAAACCGUGAUGGAAAUUGUCAAGAGGUGCAAAAAUCUUAGCUCUCUCAAUCUCUGUCUGAACUGGAUCAUAAAUGACAGGUGUGUAGAGGUCAUUGCAAAGGAAGGACAAAACCUGAAAGAGCUGUAUCUGGUGUCCUGUAAAAUCACAGAUUAUGCACUGAUAGCCAUUGGAAGGUACAGCAUGACAAUAGAGACUGUGGAUGUCGGAUGGUGUAAAGAAAUUACAGAUCAAGGAGCCACCCUGAUUGCACAGAGCAGCAAGUCUCUGAGAUAUUUGGGGCUGAUGAGAUGUGAUAAAGUCAAUGAAGUGACAGUGGAACAGCUGGUGCAGCAGUACCCCCACAUCACCUUCAGCACUGUCCUGCAGGACUGCAAGAGGACCUUGGAGAGGGCCUACCAGAUGGGCUGGACCCCCAACAUGUCUGCUGCCUCCUCCUAACACUCCUGCCUACGCGUGGGUUGACUCUGAUCAGUCAGCAGGGCAGAGAGGAAUUGUAGAUUAGGGGUGGGUGAUCUCUUGGAAAGGUUUUAACUGUCACCUGUCUGCGUGUGUACUCGAGUGUGUAUAUUUGUGUCUCCUUGGCCUACUGCAUAGCAUACACACAAUUGUUAUUUGUUCCCAGGUGAGCAGGUUUGGCUUGGUUUUGUGGGGUUUUUUUCCAAAAUUAAAGACUUUAAAAGCCACAGACCUCUUAGUUUAAAGUUUGAAGGCUUAUUUCUCUAAAAAAAAAAAAAAAAAGUUUUUUUAAUGUAGAAUCAAAAAAAUUGAUGUAUUAUUUCGAGCUUCCACUUACUGCUUCUUAGAGAUACCCAAAAAAGAAGUCAGCCUUCUUUUCUGAAGUGAUAGGAUUGUGGAUUUCUACCGGUUAUGACCAGGCACGGAUGUUGCACUAAUUAGGAGCCUGGAAACCAGAACUUCUUAGAAAUUCCAAGCACACGCACAUGCAGACACUCGCAGUCUCUCACGUUCGUGCAUGCGUGCACCUGCAUGCAUACACAGACCAGGAUGGUUUCUUUCUAGAUCGUUUCUUGACAGACAGGCCCUCCUCCAGGCCACUAAGGGAGCAUUUUAUCCACUGUGUCUGUGCCUGACUCAGUGUUUCCACAGGUGCCCGACUUGCUCUCUGGUGGGUAACUUAGUGACUAGAAAGAAUAAAGCCUUUUGUAAAUUUUUUGUACGAAGUCAACGAUCUAAACUCCCCUGGCCAGCUGACAAAAGUUAAUUAUGCGUAUUCUGCAAAUGCAUUCUGUUGAGUAAUAAACAUUUUAGUUGAGUUUUACGUUAACAUUGUAUUAGCUUUUAUUUCACAGAUAAAAAAAACUGGUCAGGAUAUAUUUUAAUGAUAUUUGGAGCUAAUCUUAGCAUUAUCCCACACUGAAGCCACCAAUGUAAUUAAUGGUGUGCAGUUAGUAAAAGCAAAAAAAAUCUGCAGAUCAUUUAAUUAUUUUGUUAAUUUUCGUAAUUAUGAAAGUAUAUUUUUUAGAUUUGGAGGUAGUCACAUGAAUAGAUUAACGAGUGAGAUAUAAGUAGACAAUCCUUCUAUUGAUUUUGUUUGUCUUGCUUUGCCUUGGGUUUUAGAACAGGUUAUUCGGGUAUAUGCAUGUUACCACUUCUUGAAUAGUUCUUAGGCGACAACAGAGAUCUAUUGCUGGCUAACGUAUGAGUUAACAAGAAAAAAUGGAACACCUGUUCAUUAAAAUGCUUUUUACACUUGUCAGAAAUAAGCAUUUCUUUCAUUUAAUUAAAGAUUGCCGGCUUUUGGUGGAGACAGUACCUAUCAGUAAAUGCAUAUAUGUUUUGAUUUCACUCAUCUUUACAAUUAAUUCAUAGUAGGGACUCAGGCUCCAAUAACCUUUCCUGUGUCUGCAUUUAUAAUAAGACAGCAGGGAGCAUUUUUAAGAUAAAGAGUGAUUAUCUUUCACAGUAGAGCUGGAAACAAAACGCUGACUUGUGAACUUGCUAUUUGUUAUUUGGUCUUUAACAGUUAAACUGAGGUUGGAACUUCAUUUUCUGUAAGUCCCAAUAUUGCUAAAAUGAUACUAGCUAUGAGAAACAAAAGAUAGAUUUACAUUUGAAUGUUAUUCACUUAUUUAUAAUGACUUCUUUUUUGUAAACAACUGUUUCCUUUGAUUAUGUCAACAUGUUUCUGAUGUGGCAUUUUUUGUUUUUAAUUCAAAUCAGUUAGGAAAAUCUAGUCAGUAAGUAUCAAGGGUAUUUUUGCCAUAACUGUGUUAUUAAUUUAAUUUGAAGGGAAUAAAAUUUGUGUAAGAAAAAAGCUCUUCUCCAUUAAUAACCUGUGUUUCUUCUUGGACAUUGAACUGUAUGGUUUUCAUAUUCACCUCCCCACCACUGAAAAAUAUCUUAUUUCCCAAUAUUUUAACUGGUUUUUAAUCCAAAACUAAUUUAUAAGACAGUAUGUAUAGUACUAGUAGCUUGAGUGAAUAAGCAAAAGUUUAAUUUUUAUAUAUGUCACACUAUAUUUUAAAUAGUUAAAAAAAAAGAAAGAAAGACAAAAGAUGGGAGCACCAUCUCUGAUACAGAUGGUGCCAUUUCAGUUCAAAGUUGUAAUAAUCUUUGGAGUGUUACAGUUUGGUUGUCAAAUGGUUUCGGAAGUGCAUAAUUGAUUUUUUUAAAUGUUGCGUUGUCUGAAUCUAAAGUAUAGCACUAUAACAUGCUUUAGCUUGGGGGGUUGGGUGGGGGGACUUGCACUUAUUCUUUAAAAAUGUUGACUAAUCCAGAAAGCCUGAUGCAUCCUAACCUAGAAAACUGCUUUGGUACAUUUGUAGAAAUCUGUAGAAAUAUGUAUCCAGCCUCAAAGUAUUAAUCUCAACAAAACAACCAGAAAAGCAUCGCCCUGAGUGAUCCUGUGAUGGGUGUGGAAUGUGUUCUCAUUAGAUGCUUCGAAAUGAGGCUUAAAAUAAUUUUUCUGGGCAAUAUAGAGUUUCUUUUUUUUUGCUUAGGAUGUCAUAAAUACAUGUGAACACACAUAAUGCAGGGCUUUUCAUCCUCUCCAAAAUGUCAACAGUAUUUUCAGAAUAAAGACUAUGAAAUAUAUUGCUGUAGUGGAAAA
This is a messenger RNA of Loxodonta africana (African savanna elephant), 4778 nucleotides long. RefSeq names its product F-box and leucine rich repeat protein 17 (gene FBXL17). NCBI's taxonomy places the organism in Eukaryota, Metazoa, Chordata, Mammalia, Proboscidea, Elephantidae. The record is from RefSeq and is a predicted model, not a curated record. The transcript is spliced from 9 exons. Gene Ontology annotation, biological process: SCF-dependent proteasomal ubiquitin-dependent protein catabolic process. Gene Ontology annotation, molecular function: protein binding. Bases 29 to 2146 code for a protein of 705 amino acids. Gene Ontology annotation, cellular component: SCF ubiquitin ligase complex.